This is a messenger RNA of Galendromus occidentalis (western predatory mite), 1952 nucleotides long. Its product is annotated as TWiK family of potassium channels protein 18. Gene Ontology annotation, molecular function: outward rectifier potassium channel activity; potassium ion leak channel activity. NCBI's taxonomy places the organism in Eukaryota, Metazoa, Arthropoda, Arachnida, Mesostigmata, Phytoseiidae. Gene Ontology annotation, biological process: potassium ion transmembrane transport; stabilization of membrane potential. The record is from RefSeq and is a predicted model, not a curated record. Bases 1 to 1605 code for a protein of 534 amino acids. Gene Ontology annotation, cellular component: plasma membrane. The transcript has 7 exons.
AUGUCGUCGGGUGCAACCCUGCGGCCUGGGACCCCCUCGGGCGUGCAGCGGGUGCCCUCGCGACCGGGCACCCCGUCGAAUCUACGGAGGAGACCGCUGUACGCCUCGCAGAGAUCUGUCAUUUCGAUCCAAUCGAAAGACCGGCGGAAACCGCCGCAGUUCUUCUUCGUGAACCCGAUGAAUGUCGCCAACAUGACAGGUCGAGGCAUCGGAACCGCUUAUUCACGCGGCGUUGAACUCGCGAAGAAAAUCAAAGAAUUCUCAGAGACAUGGUUCUCCCAUCUGAUGCUGUUGUGCUGUCUCAUGGUGUACUGUUUCAUCGGUGCCGCCAUGUUCAGGUGGAUAGAGGCUCCGCACGAAGAGCGAGAGGCUAAGGAAACUGUGUAUCUUAACGAAACCCGGAAGAUUCUCUUGGAUUCACUUCAAGCUAAUCUCAGGAAUCGAACAAUCGAGGAUUGGAAACGAUUCGCGAAUGAGUCCCUGCUCGAGCACGAGAAAGUCGUGUUCGAUCUCGACGACACCGAGUUCCUGAGAAAUUAUUCGACCCAAUGGACUUAUACUGGAUCCCUGUAUUAUUGCAUGACGAUCGUCACAACGCUCGGUUACGGCAAUAUCGCGCCCUCGACGACUGCAGGGAAAAUCGCCACGAUUUUUUACGGCAUCAUCGGCAUCCCCCUGCUACUUAUGGUUCUUGCCGACUUGGGGAAACUUUUCACCAGGUGGAUCAAGUGGUUCUUCUUCCUGGCCAAGCAUUUCUACCGUACUGGAACCUGCGCGAAGAAGAACCAGGACAAGAGCGGUCCCGUCCAGUACGUCGCGUUCGUGUGGCAGAAAGUCAACGACAAGAUGACCUACGUACCAUAUCCUGCGUACAUGAAACCGAAGCCUAAACUUGCGGAUGAGGGAGAAACAGGAACCGACAUCGAAUCCCGUAAAGCAGACACAGAGGUCGGCCAAUCCGAAGGUCCAGAGGAUUUCGAUGCAGAGGUCGACGACGAAUUCAAUCUCCCUGUCACGGUUGCUCUCAUCAUACUCUCGUUGUAUAUGACGGCUGGAGCCACGCUAUUCACGUUUUGGGAGCGCUGGGAUUUCACGAAUUCAUUCUACUUCGUGUUCAUUUCGAUGUCAACUGUAGGUUUUGGCGACCUGGUCCCUGAGCACCCGAUCUUCAUGAUGGCUACGUUCAUUUAUCUCCUCUUCGGGUUGGCCUUAACUUCGAUGUGCAUCAACGUCGUGCAGGAAAAGCUCUCCGCGAUUUUCCAGAAAGCUAAAAUGCAGCUCGGCACCACCAUAGGUUUCGAUCCUUCAAUGCUCGCUGAAGAAGUGAUCGACGAGGAGUUCGAAGACGACGACGACGAAGAGGAUGCCCUCGCCGGCGGUCCGGCAGGACCCGGUAAGGCUGCGGGGGCUAUCGCGACCGCGGAGAAGAAACAAGCGUUGGAAGGAACGGCGAGUGCCUCGAAAGCACCAGAGAAACCCGCAACGAAAGGGAGCGACCGGAAGAAAUCACUCGCAGGAGGCCGACGGAACUCGAAAGCACCGAAAAAACCGGAGAUCAAUAUCGACGAGCUUAUUAAGAGCGGCGCAUGGCAGUACGUGACUUAAGAACUCGUCCGGCCUUGGAACAAUCAAAUCAGGGCAAAACGCUCCGCGAGCUUCCGAGCCUCGAUGAGGGGCGAGCCCCCAGCAGAGUCUCAGAAAGAGGAGUUGAGACUCAAAACAGAAGGCCUCCCGACUAACCAUGGGAAGUCACGACGACGCUCACCUACUAUGCCGUGGGGACGGCUCCGACGCCCCGUCUUCCCUGGCUGCUGGCGACGCAUUCAGAAUCGCGGCGAUUCCGCCGUCGCGCGUCGCGUCAAGCGCUGCGUUUGAUGAUUACCGCCGGAACCCGACCGACUACUCCACGGACUCAUCACGUUCUCAGUCGGACUUGCUCAUCUGAGGCAUUG